This is a messenger RNA of Purpureocillium takamizusanense, 522 nucleotides long. RefSeq lists its product as uncharacterized. Lineage: Eukaryota; Fungi; Ascomycota; Sordariomycetes; Hypocreales; Ophiocordycipitaceae. The record is from RefSeq and is a predicted model, not a curated record. The transcript has a single exon. The coding region runs from base 81 to 482 and encodes 133 amino acids.
GCCACCCUUGUUGGGCGACAACACGUCUUCUUCACCUCCGCGCGCCUCCUUAGGCGAGAUGGGAAACGGUCCAUGGAUCCAUGGGAUGGGCAUGGGACUGGGAUGGCACGGAUGCCGCCGCCGCCGCCGCCGCCGCCGCUGGACGGGCGGUGGUGGGCCGUGAGGACGGAACAGAACCAGCCCCAAAACAAAACUGGACCGGGUUUUUGAUGAGCGGGUUUGCUGAAAUUGGACCUGCUGGGGGGAUGGGCAACUUUGUUCGGCCCAUGGUGGGGGACAAGGUGGACGACUCGCGAACACGGUGCGACGAGGCAUCCCCAGCAGGUCAAUUACUGCCUUCGCAGCACCUUGUUCGUCAGUGCGGCGUGUGGUACUCGAUGUAUCCGGCUCGAAUUCGUCAGUUGCCGCAUUGCGUCGCUACAGGGCGUCAAGCGAAGUUUUCUUUUGUUCGAUCUGGCGGCUGUCUGUCGACGCCGUACUGACGUCAACCACUGCCAACAGGAGCUGUAGCGUAUUGGGCGG